Molecule: messenger RNA, 498 nt
Organism: Dibothriocephalus latus
Lineage: Eukaryota; Metazoa; Platyhelminthes; Cestoda; Diphyllobothriidea; Diphyllobothriidae
Source: the annotation of a GenBank genome assembly
AUGUAUUCCUCACGGCAAAACGCUGUCUCACAGUCAAAUCAGCUGAAAUUUUCGGUCCCGGACGCCUGUGAACGAAUAAAGGAUGAAUUGACGUUUUUGCAGCAACAAUGCCAUAAGUAUGAAUUGCAUUUUGAAAAUAUUGUUUGCAGUUUUAAAGUCGAAUAUGAGAAAUCACUCCAAGAAAAAAACGAACUUCAGCGUCACUAUGUUAUGUACUACGAGAUAACAUAUGGUCUGAAUAUCGAGAUGCACAAACAACAUCAGUCCCAGGUUGCUGCAGCUGUCGAACGAGCCAAACAAGUUACCUUAUCGGAACUUAACAGCAUAAUAUCGCAACAACUUGAUGAUUUCAAGUAUCCGAAGCUUUCUUCUGCCGGUUUGGGGAUCUCUGUUGACCAACUCGAGUUUUAUAAGCUUCGCAGUUACCGUCGUUUCCAACGGGAUUACCGCCAUCGCUUGGUCCACCACUCCCCACUACAUCAACUUCCGCAAUGUUAA